This is a messenger RNA of Ochotona princeps (American pika), 858 nucleotides long. RefSeq names its product myo-inositol oxygenase (gene MIOX). Gene Ontology annotation, biological process: inositol catabolic process. Bases 1 to 858 code for a protein of 285 amino acids. The transcript has 10 exons. Gene Ontology annotation, molecular function: inositol oxygenase activity; iron ion binding. Gene Ontology annotation, cellular component: cytoplasm. The record is from RefSeq and is a predicted model, not a curated record. Lineage: Eukaryota; Metazoa; Chordata; Mammalia; Lagomorpha; Ochotonidae.
AUGAAGGUGGCUGUGGGCCCAGACCCUUCCCUGAUUUAUCGUCCUGACGUGGACCCAGAGAUGGCCAAAGACAAGGGCAGCUUCCGGAACUACACGUCGGGCCCCCUGUUGGACCGGGUCUUCAACACCUACAAGCUCAUGCACUCCCACCAGACAGUGGACUUUGUCAGGAAAAAGCACGCCCAGUUUGGCAGUUUCUCCUGCAAGAAGAUGACUGUCCUGGAGGCUGUGGAGGCACUGGACACGCUGGUGGACGAGUCUGACCCAGACGUGGACUUCCCCAACUCGUUCCACGCCUUCCAGACGGCUGAGGGCAUCCGCAGGGUGCACCCAGACAAGGACUGGUUCCACCUUGUCGGGCUCCUGCAUGAUCUGGGGAAGGUGUUGGCCUUGUGGGGGGAGCCCCAGUGGGCCGUUGUUGGAGACACCUUCCCUGUGGGCUGCCGGCCCCAGGCCUCCGUGGUCUUCCGAGAGUCUACCUUCCAGGACAACCCUGACCUGCAGCACCCCCAGUACAGCACGGAGCUGGGCAUGUAUGCACCGCACUGUGGGCUGGACAACGUCCUGAUGUCCUGGGGCCAUGACGAAUACUUGUACCAAAUGAUGCGAUUCAACAAGUUCUCCCUGCCCGAGGAGGCCUUCUACAUGAUCCGGUUUCACUCCUUCUACCCGUGGCACACGGGAGGCGACUACCGGCAGCUGUGCAGCCAGCGGGACCUGGACAUGCUGCCCUGGGUGCAGGAGUUUAACAAGUUUGACCUGUACACCAAGAACCCCGACCUGCCAGAUGUGGAGCAGCUGCGCCCCUACUACCAGGGACUCAUCGACAAGUACUGCCCCGGUGUCCUGAGCUGGUGA